Messenger RNA from Acanthamoeba castellanii str. Neff, 1188 nucleotides. RefSeq names its product Myblike DNA-binding domain containing protein. The record is from RefSeq and is a predicted model, not a curated record. Lineage: Eukaryota; Discosea; Longamoebia; Acanthamoebidae. The transcript has 5 exons. Bases 1 to 1188 code for a protein of 395 amino acids.
AUGGACGACGUCGGGCAGCAGGAGGAGGCGCACAGCAAGAGGCAAGGGGCUGACCAACAGGGUGGGGCGAACGAGCACCAGCUCAUACUCGCCCUUCGGCUCACGGAGGAAGUGCUCGCCUUCGUGGAGUCAGCCCACAGCCCCCACCUCGACUGGCCGGUCAUCGCCCACCACCUGGCGCCCUACCGCCGCCCCGCCCUCACCCCUCGAGCGCUGUGGCGCAAGCUGGCCUACCGCAAUAGCAACAACGGCAGCAGCAGCAGCAGCAGCCACACAACCGAGAGCGACCGAGGGGAACCGCAGUUGCAACUACAACAACAACAACAACACAACGCGACAGGUGGCCCCAGCGAAGGCGACGGCGAUGACAUGCAGGUGGAGGAGGUGCGCCGGGACGAGGACACGCCGCACACGGGCGCCGGUGGACGGGGCAAGAAGCGGCGGAGCAAAGACGCGCAUCCGGGGCCCCGACGACGGCGCGACGCGGACCCCGGCGCCGGGGAGACCCCCGCGCCAGCAGAAGCCGCCGCCACCGCAGGGGACGUGGCGACACCCGCCGCCGAGAAGCGACCUCGACUGGGCGGGGACCAUCAGCCGAGCGUGGGCGAUGAGGCCGAGGAGAGCAGCGCUGCUGCGCCGGCGGCCAGGGCCGGCCGGAGCAACCCGCUGGGCACGCCCCAGCAGCAGGAGCCCCCCGCGGAGGCCGCCGGCGACGCCCAAGGACACAAGGGGCCCCGCAAGCGCGUGCUAUGGACCAACGAGGAGGACUUCCUCCUCGUACGCGGAGUGCAGCGCAACGGCGAGGGCAACUGGGCCGCCAUCCUCAGGGACCAGGCCGAGGGGUCGCUGCUGCUGCGCCGCAACAGCACGCAACUGGCGCAGCGGUGGAACGCCAUCAAGCGCAAGAUCCAGCGGGCUCACUACGCCGGGCUCGACGAGGCCACCAAGGCCCUCGCCAUGGAGCUCAUCCUCUCCUCCUCAUCCUCUUCUGCGGCCGCGGGGCCGCGUGUCCCUUCGCCUCCCAGUGAAGCGGCAGCACCGGCAGGAGAUGGAGAAGACGUCGACACAGCAGCGCCGACCACGACCACGACGCCAUCGGCGGCGGAGGAGCCACAGCAGCGGCCGCCGCCUCCCGGAGAGCAGCCCUUCCACCAGGCCCUCCCAGGACCCUCCCGCGUGUUCGACUAG